This is a messenger RNA of Schistosoma margrebowiei, 7081 nucleotides long. NCBI's taxonomy places the organism in Eukaryota, Metazoa, Platyhelminthes, Trematoda, Strigeidida, Schistosomatidae. The record is from the annotation of a GenBank genome assembly.
AAAGAACUUUGCAUGUGCUUUAGUUUAAAGCGCUCCUCUUGAGGGGCUCUAUGGUUUUAUGUCUUUGUCCCGUAGAGUAAUGGCAGAAACUGGGUUGGAGGUUGGGCAGACUAGUCAAGAACCCAUUCUCUAUAAGAGCUUGACACUUAAAGAAAAACCAACUUCAAAGCUUCGUAUCCUCAAAAGAAUCCGAAAGCGAUUAUCAUCAUCUUUUGGGAAAUUAAGUCCUAAAGAUGGAAUUUCGAGCCUCGAACAAACAGGAACUCUUGGAGCUCCACCUAGAAGUUUCUCUUCAAUGAAUGUAUACGCAUUGUCAACCUCCUCGAUUUUAGAACCGUCAACAAAUCUGGGGUCAGGUGGAGAGUUUGCUGAUGUUCCUCUUUAUUCUUUUGGUCACAAUGUUGAAUUUACGGUGGAUGACUUCCGUUCAGUUUUGAAAGAUAGUAGAGGUGUUCGUGUGGAUGAAGUAAAUAAUUUAGUUAGUGGUAGUAUCAGUGGACAAGGUUGUCCUGGUCCUAGUGCUAGACGGCUCAUGCACAUGCAACACCAAAAUGUUCCUGCAAACCAUUCUGUUAGACAGAAACAAAUUUUUUGUUCUGGCACAAUGCUUAGUCCUGCAAAUCAAGCAUCUCCAACAACUAAUACGGAUACAGUCUUAACGUCAUAUGAUCAUUCAUCAACUCCGAGAAAUCAGAUUCACACUACAAGAGCAAUUACCGACUCAACACCUUUGUCAUGGGUAAACACAACAAAUUCACCAGAUACUGUCACUUGUGAUUCAUCUCUGGGUCCCUCCCUAGCUCGUAGCUUCAAGGAUAUUUUAUUGGGACGAAUACAUCCAAAUCAAGGAGCUGGUACAUCUAGAUCAGCUAGUUAUCGUCGUAUUGCUCGUGCACGUUGGCAUCAUUCCGCUGGUAGUGUUCUUGCUUCAACUUCCGUUAUAAGAGGAUCUGGCAGUGAAGAAUAUUUAACUUCAAACAUUAAUCGAGAUACACUUUCUCAUCAACAUUCAGAGGAUUUAACUGGUGGAAUGAGUAAAUCUUCUCCACCAUCUAAUAAACACAAUCCAGCAACUAAAUUGAGCAGAUUUCGAGUGUCCAAAAGAAGAUCUAGAUUCUCCUAUACACCUCCCGCACAUAUUUCAUCUGAACCUGAAACAGAUGUAAACUCAGAAAAUCCUUAUGGUAAUAGUGGGAAACGUUUCAGCCGUCCAAUAUAUCCUGCUCAUAGUCAUUUUGUUUCAUCAAGUCAAUUAAAAAGGGAUUUUCAUGAUGAGUCUCCUUUAAGUUCUAUGUGUGUAGCACAUGACUCUGAUAAUCGAUCACAUUCACGACCUAGACCAAGAUCAGUUUCUUCUUCUACAUCCAAAUUAGCAGGAAUUUGGAAUUCCAUCUUAUCGGCUACAGCUAUCGGGAAUAGUAUAGUAGUUAAACCUCAUCUGUUACAUCAUCCAUCCACCACAACAACACCAACUACCGUGAAACAAGUGAAAGGACAUCGUAAUAUUUUACGUAAUACCCGUCAUACUGGUAGUGGGGAAACACAAACUGCUUUAACUAAAUCACGUUCACGUAAAACAAAACAUUCCAAAUCCAAUACUGAUGUAAAUAAAAUGAAAAUAUCUCCAGGUUCUUUUCUUAAUCGGCCUCAUUCUGAAGAAUUACGUUUGGCUGGUUUACUCAAUAUACAUGAUCCAAAUGUGAUAUCUUCACCUUCACAACAAGAUAUAACGCAUGUUACAUCCACUAUCAAUGGUGUUUUUCGACAUGGUUCUCCGGUUGCAUCUAAUAAGUCAAUACAUUCACAGCAAUAUAUUAAUGGGAAGUAUGUUACAUCACAACGAACUAGUGAAAAUUACAUGCUUCCGUCAACAAAUAGUACACCGCAAUCUCAUUCACAAUCACCUAAUAGAAUACUUCAUAAUCGUUCGUCUUCAUCACGUAGUUUUGGUUGUGUUGAUUCUUAUCAAAAGUUAGAUGUUCUAGGAGAAGGUUCUUAUGCAACUGUAUAUAGAGGAUAUUCACACGUAAUGCGUCGUGCUGUUGCUGUCAAAGAAAUACGUAUAAAUCCAGAAGAAGGCUUACCGUUCACUGCUAUUCGAGAAGCUUCCUUAUUGAAAGCUUUACGACAUGCCAAUAUAGUGAUUUUACACGAUAUUGUACAUACAAAGAAAACAUUGAAUUUUAUAUUUGAAUUUGUGCAAUCUGAUUUGAGUAAAUACAUUGAAAAUCAUCCACGUGGUAUUAAACUGCACAAUGUUCGACUUUUUCUUUAUCAACUUUUACGUGGUUUAGCUUAUUGUCAUGAUCGACAUAUAUUGCAUAGAGAUUUAAAACCACAGAAUUUACUUAUAUCAAUACAUGGCGAAUUGAAACUUGCCGAUUUUGGUUUGGCCAGAGCAAAAUCUGUACCUAGUCGAACUUAUAGUCAUGAAGUUGUUACAUUAUGGUAUCGUCCACCGGAUGUUUUACUUGGUUCAACAUCUUACACUGCUUCAUUAGAUAUUUGGGGUGUUGGUUGUAUUUUCACGGAAAUGAUAUCAGGAGUGGCAACAUUUCCCGGUUCAAAAGAUUCAGUGGAUCAACUUGAUAAAAUUUUUCGGAUUAUGGGUACACCAAAUGAAGAAACUUGGCCCGGUGUAUCUAAAUUACCUAAAUAUAAAACAUUGUUAGGUGAUUUAAAUAUUAAUUCAACUAUUCAACGAACAAAAAGUGCAUCAUCAGGUUUAACUGUUGGCAAUAAUGAAUGUGACGAACGUGCACGUAAAUCUGCUGAUAAUGAUCAAAAGCAAAGACGUUUACAUUUCUAUCCUAAUCGCCCUUUACACAGGGUUAUAUCUCGUCUUAGUCGUGCGCCACAUGCAGAGUUAUUAGCAUUACAAUUUUUACAACUUCAACCAUCCAAGCGAAUUAGUGCACGAGCUGCUAUGCGUAGUGCAUAUUUCUCUAAUUAUUUACCUAUUGCCCAACUUGCUUGUCUUCCAGAUACUUUAUCCAUUUUCGUUAUUCCGAAUAUUCGUUUAGUACCAGAAUCAACUUCACAAUCUAGCCCACCGAAAGAUCUUUCAAGUAAUUACCAUCGACGUCAUGAAAGUGAUCAAGCUUAUAGUAAUAAUGAUGAUACUAAUAAUAAUAGCAACAGUUCAAUUCAACAUCAACAGGGUGAAGAUCGUCCAGAAAUUGAUGGAUUUCAUGCUAAAGAAAGAAAUAACGGUGUUCAUUUAGAGCCUCAUAAUCAUCUUCACCGUCAAGAUUUUCCGCAGUUUGAAAAACAAUCAAUUGUUGGCAAAUGUUUACAAUUGUCAUCAUAUACAACAUCUGGUGGUAAGAAUACAUCGAAGGAAUCACGGAUUAUAUUGUCUAAAUCUAAUAAAAACAAGUAUAGUAAUCUAAAUUCUAAUUGCAAGGGAAAUGAAAAUCUAAACAGUGGAUCGGAAAUAGAUAAGAGUAUUUUAGUGAAUGAGAAUCGAACUCCUCAACACUUGUAUGUUUCUCGAGCUUAUGAAUCAGCUGAUGCUGUUCUAAAUGCCAUUCCUCUUGACAAAUCAAAUGGUAUUAUGUCCAAAUUAUCUCAUGAAGAAUGUGAGCCAGUUAAAGUGUUUCCGGCUUGUUUUGAUUUGCCUAAAAAAAGUGAUCAACUAACCCCUAAAAUACCACCUUCAUCUCGCAUUGCAAUGGGUGGUAAUCUUAUGUCUCCUAAUUCAAUCUCUUCUUCAAUUUGUGACUCUUCUGCACAUGUUUCAACUACUCACUCAAAUCAACCGUCCGAAUUUCUUUCCCCUACUAAUCAUUCAGCAUAUCAUACUUUACCGGGUUCAACAUCUCAAAUUUUUCCUACAUACCUUCAUACUGGUCAAUAUCCUUUAGUUGCCCAUUAUCCCGCAUUACCUCUAUUUUAUUACCCUGAUUAUUAUGCCCCAUUUAUCACACCAGAUUGGAACAAUGUACAAAACUCACUCUAUUAUUCUCAACUGCCAGCACUCGAUGAGCGUAGAACUGCCGCUGCAGCGGCGGCAGUCGCGGCUGCUGCAGCUGCGGCCGCUGCAGUUACCCUAUAUCCUGCAGUUGCACCACAUUCAGAUUCAUAUAUCCAAAGUGAUCUAGUUUCCUCUAUGUGCUCACAUGAUCAAAUUCAUCAAGAAGUAGGUAUCGUAACAAGCGCAGUAGAUCUUGCUUCAUUGAAUCUUAGCAAAUGUAGUGAUGUCCCAACUGUAGAAUCUUUUGAAAAGGAACCCCAUACUAGUUUAUCAGAAGAUAGAUCAAUUAAUAGUUUGCAUGAUCGAAACAGUCGUUGUAAUGUUUCAGUGCCUGAAUCAUCUGAUAACCGAUUCUCCAAUAAAUUACCUUCAAAUUUCAACAGUUAUUAUGUCCCGUGUGGUCUACCGAUGAACUGUUCUAACCCUAUGUACAUUUGCCCCUGUUUUGCACAUACUAACUAUGUUGGUUCGUCUAAUUCACCUUUACCAAUGGUCCACAACCCUCCAUCAUUUUUUGAUCCAAAAGCAUUUCCUUAUAUGUUUCAUGUGCCUCGAAAUAAUUUUAUGUUUUGUGAAAGAGAAAGGUCACACAGCGCCUCAACAAGAGCUCCUCCAUAUAUUGGCCAAUCAGAUCAAGGAAGUCACUUAGGUAGUUCUAAAUUGCAAAAACCAUGUGUGACACUAGCAAACACAUCCCUAAGCCAUUCAUUUUCACCUUUUUCACAACUACAUCCACCAAACGAGGACACUCUUAAUACUACUGAGUCUUUCAGUACAGCAGAAUCGUCUGUUGGUCGUGAUAUAAUAAACAGUACUUCAACUGGUUAUACCAACCCUUCAUCGUCCAUUCCCGAAUCGUCUCAAACAGUUGUUCCACCUACUCAUAAAGAACCCACUAGUUAUCCAUUGAGUUCAUCCCAACUACAUUUAUCGAAUUCUAGUGCAGACCAACAAAUUUAUAAAACAUGGCAAAAUGCAUCGUAUUUAACACCGUAUCAAGUUGGUUUACCUGAUCUGUCUCAGCCCUAUUUGGUCAGACCGAAUUUUCUCCCAUCUGUGCCAAAUUAUUUUAUGCAUAAUCUUGCUAGUCCUUUACAUUUCUGUCCGGAAAAUAAUGUUUACACUCAUCAAAGCGGUCACAUCCACGGUGUAGGCAAUAUUCCAACAGAUGUUCAAAAACGUAGCAUACGUACUGAUCAUGAUUGUAGUGCCACGUCUACUAAUACUGGAAUAACAGUAUCAGAUCACAGUAAUGGAAUGAAUUGGAGUAAUUUGAAUGAAACAUCAACAAAUCCUUUAAUAUGUAGUCCUUCAUCAUUUCUUGCUUUUUCCUGCAAUCACAAUGUAACAUAUGAACCAGUAACAAAAUUUGCAGAAGGGAAAAAUCUAUCAGAUGAAGUGAAUCAUUGUCAUUUUGAACAUUUAACUCCUUGGUUAAAUAAUCAGUAUUAUUCAUUAAACGGUGAUAACAACAAAACAAUUGUUGGUCAUCCACGAUCUAAUCUAUUGUCUAAUGAUAAUUAUUAUUAUGAACAAGAACAAAUACAACAUUAUUUAAAUUUCUAUGAACAAAAACAUAAGAAUUCCGAUUUACGUGUUGUUAAUCGUAGUGUUAGUUUUACAUCACCGGAGACUAUGCGGUUAGAUCAUAUACCAUUAGGUGGACCACCACAACGUAAUUUAUGUAUGAUGAAUAAUCAUAAUAAUGGCAAUUGUUUGUCAAAUGUAUCACAAUAUCGUUUACCUCGAUCUUACGCCUAUUAUCCAGCUAGUCAUUAUUCUUCAUUGGCAGCUGCUGCAGCGAUUCAAAAUCCGAUACGAUUCGGUAUGCCCUAUGCCAAUAAUAAUAAUAAUCUUCAUCAACAUCAUCAUCAUGAUCAUUCAUUACAAGAUACUUCUAUCGGAAAAUCUUCAGAUUCUUGUGGUCUAGACGACACACCGCAACAGCAGCAACCUCGUUUUUUUCACUCAUCCUCAUUUGAUUUGAAUAAUCACAGUAAUAAUAAUAAUAAUAGUAAUGGUGACAAUAGCAUUAGUAUUAGUAGUAACAAUAAUAGUACUAGCUUGUUAGACACUUAUGAUCAACGAACACAAACAAAUGUUUAAAAUAACAAAUCUCUAUAUGCUUUUACCAAUCCUCUUUCAUCUAAUUACUGUCAGUUAAUCAAACUGAAGGUGUAUAGUCUGUAUGUUUGUGUAUAUAUAUGUCGUUUUUCUCCUUCACAAAAAAGCAAAACUAAACAAAAUGUUGGCAUUGAAUAUCUCAUUUGUUAAAAUGUAUCAUUGUUUCUUACAUCGAUAUCAUUAUAAUUCUUUUAUAAGGAAAAGUAAUUUUAUUUUUUAGAGAAGAAAACACCUUUCAGGUUUUUGAUCUUAUCUGUUCUAGCUAUUUUUAAGUUUCUGCAUUUCAUCUCAUCUUGUGUGUGUGUUUGUAUGUGUGUUCAGUUUAUUGGGGUUUUAUUUACAUUCUGCAUUUUUAAUUAAAAAUACCUGCAUUUCAAAAUCAUUUACAUCUAUUUCUUUAUUCAUAUACUGUUGUUAAUCUUAUUUUAAUUAUGUAUAUUUCCUUGUAAAAUUCCAUUUGGUUAUUUCCUGUUGUUGUUGUUGUUUGUUUUUAUUUUUUACAACUAAUGGAUAUCCACACUUACAAAUUACACUAUAUACUACUAUUACUGUAUGUUUUUCUUUCCUUCUCUCUCUCUCUCUCUCUCACUAUUUUGCUAUUCUUAUCAUCCAUUCUGUUUGUUCAAUUUCUUUUCAAUUUUCAAUCAUUUAAAAUUAUUUUAUUUUAUUUUGUGUAUAGCAACCAAAUAAAAAAAAAUUUUUUUUGAUCAAUUAAUUAUUAUUCCCUGUAAAAUAUAAAUUUGCAAUAUUGUCACUGAUGUUUUGUUUUGUUCUACUACUCAUUAUUUGAUUUGAUUCUCUUUUCUUUGUUGUUGUUGUUUGCCUUUUGUGUUUUAAAAUUAAAGUGAAUGCAUAGUCUUUAUAGAAACGAAUACCUUUAUUUGUUUUGUUUUAAUUGUUGUUGUUGUUAAUCAAAAAAUAGCAUUUUAUAAAUAGUUAUGAUGAUUUGAAAAAUGAUACAAAUAAUUGUGCAUUGUUUAU